Molecule: messenger RNA, 9262 nt
Organism: Dermacentor silvarum
Lineage: Eukaryota; Metazoa; Arthropoda; Arachnida; Ixodida; Ixodidae
Gene: Hira
Product: protein HIRA-like
Biological process (GO): chromatin remodeling; regulation of DNA-templated transcription; DNA-templated transcription
Cellular component (GO): HIR complex; nucleus
Molecular function (GO): nucleosome binding; protein binding
Source: RefSeq, a predicted model, not a curated record
AUGGAAGCGAGCACAGACGCCGAAGGAGGACGACUCGGCAUGUGACAAAUGUUGCUACGGCGAGUGACUUCGGCCUCGCCCGGUCCUCAGAUUUCAGCGUGGUGAAGCAGGAGCAACCACGAUGAAGUUGCUAAAGCCAAGCUGGGUGACCCAUGACGGUCACCCAAUAUUUUCUGUGGACAUCCAUCCUGAUGGGUCCAGAUUCGCUACCGGCGGUCAAGGCUCGGACUGUGGCCAGAUCUGCGUAUGGAACAUGGCUCCUGUGGCAAGGGAGGAAGAGGAGCUCAGCGAUUCGGUACCGAAGCUGCUGUGUCAGAUGGACAACCAUUUGGCAUGCGUCAACUGCGUCCGGUGGUCCUCAGAUGGUCGUCACCUCGCCUCUGGUGGUGAUGACAAGGUUAUCAUGAUAUGGAUGAUAGGACGGUACGGCAUGAGCUCCUCUGGUAUGUUUGGUGGGGGAGGCAAGACCAACGUGGAGCACUGGAAGUGUGUCAGCACACUAAGGGGCCAUUCUGGAGAUGUCCUGGAUCUGGCCUGGUCUCCAUUCGACUCCUGGCUUGCGUCGUGCAGUGUCGACAACACUGUGGUCAUCUGGAACGCCAAGAGAUGGCAGGAAAUCCUGGCUGUUUUAAAAGGGCACACUGGCCUCGUAAAAGGUGUCUCAUGGGAUCCAGUUGGAAAGUACAUUGCGUCUCAGUCUGACGACAAGAGCUUACGGGUAUGGCGGACUCACGACUGGCAGCAGGAGUGCGUCAUCACAGAGCCAUUCUUGGAGUGCGGAGGCACCACCCACAUCUUACGCCUAAACUGGUCUCCCGACGGCCAGUACCUCGUCUCUGCACAUGCCAUGAACAACGCUGGCCCCACAGCCCAGAUUGUUGAGCGUGACACCUGGCGCACUAACAAGGACUUUGUGGGUCACCGUAAAGCUGUAACAUGCGUGAGGUUCAACUCUCACAUCCGAUCAAGGGUAAACAAGGACAACAACAAGACACAGACGUUUUGCUGCUGUGCCAUUGGAAGUCGGGACAGGUCUCUGUCUGUCUGGCUAACCUGCCUGAAGCGACCUCUUGUGGUGGUGCACGACCUCUUCUCAAACUCUGUGUUAGACAUAUCCUGGAGCCAAGAAGGGAACCAGUUACUGGUGUGCUCCUGGGAUGGCACUGUGGCUUACAUCGACUUCACUGGGGAGGAGAUCGGGAUGCCAAUUAGUCCGGAUGAACGAAACUUGUGGCACCAGAAAUUGUACGGCAAAAGUUUGUCGGGUCCGGGGAGCCAACAGCGGCAGUCAGGUGCCACCUUGGUGGAAGACCCCGAGGUGCUGAAGGCCCAGGAGCAGUACUCGAAAGCGCAGCAGCAGCAGAGGACGGCCUCGACUCUGUCCAAGGAAGUCAACGGGGUCACGCCUUCUGCGAGCCCAGCUACGAGCAAUGUGCCUACGAGUUCAGCAAACUCGGUGGUGCGCCCCAUCAACACCAACAGCAACAGCAGCCGCCCCCUUCCAUACAUUAAGGGCCCAACCGACAAACAAAUUGAAACAAGAAUGCCCGACGGCCGUCGCCGGAUUACACCACUCUUCAUUCCUCCUGAUCCUGAAGUCGGAGAUGUUCCUGUGCCGUUCAACAGCCAAGCACUGCCUAACUUCAGCUCUUCCACCGAAAGCAAAAGCAGGAUCGUCAUUGAGAAGCGGGACGAGUCCUCCAGCGUCCCUGCGACCGAUCUCUGUGACAAGUCCUCGGACAAGACUCCCAGUCUAAAGGAUGAACAGGUGGCAACACCAGCGACACAAGGUCAAGGUUCUGAAAAAGACACACCUGCCUCCACUGCGGUAAACACCGUGCCAAGUUCUGCUCCACCGGCUGUGUCAACAGCAGCUUCUGAACAGUCUGAUAAGCCAGCAGCCAAGUCUGCUAGUGAAAUACCGAUGCCGACAAGCAAGCGGAAAGCCACAGAGACGACACCAGCUGUGGCGAGGCCGCCGGAGAAAAAGCGAGGUCGACCACCGCUAGACCGCACACUACAGCUUCAGCAGCAGCAACAACAGCAGCAGCAGGCACAGAAAGAAAGUGCAGGGCAGUCAGCCGCCAACGCCCAUCAGUCUGUGCCAGGCGGCGUUCCUCAACGGCAUCAGGCUAUGUUUCCGGCAUUGAAGCAAGGCAUGCCAGCCACAGUUAAGAAGCUUCCGCUGCAGGUGGCACAGCUCGAGAACUCGAAGGUGCUGAGGAGCAUUCAGCUGCAGACAGACAUUCCAGUGCCUGGAUCGCGGACAGUCAGCAAGGUGCGAUGCAGCGAAGAGGAAGUGGUGUUCUGGGAACACCUGGUCUCAGGACGAGGAGUAGCUCUUGCGGCUAGCAGUCACGUGGUGUGUGUGGUGUGUGAAGACCGGACUUUGACGGCCCUAUCGUGCUUAACGGGUGCCAAGCUCAUGCCACCGCUGCUGCUGUCAUGGCCCGUGGCCCACAUGCUGUGCAAAGGCAGUUGCCUGCUUGUCCUGACGACCCACGGCUCGCUGCACGUCUGGGACCUGAGCAGGCGAAUCUGCACGGUGCGCGACGAGUCCGUGGCCCUCCUGUUCGCGACACAGGCGGGAGCCACGCUCCGGGCUUCCAGCAUCACGGACGAGGGUCUGCCGCUGUUGACGCUCACGACGGGCAAGUCAUACCUGUUCAGCAAGGACCUGGGCUCGUGGCUACUGCUUACGGGAAGCGAAGACGCUGUGGCGCAGUGUUCGGACCACCAUGCAUCCAUGCCCGCCAUGGCAGACGGAGUCAAGAGCUCAACACUGCCCUUGGGAUCACUCCAGCACAACAUGUUCAGGGUACCCCAGCGGGCCAAGUCGGUGUUCCAUGCUGGCCCAUCGCUGCAGCAGGCUGGCACACUGAGCUUCCUGGAUGGCCAGAUUGCCGCAUCUUUGGCUCUGCGAUCGUCCACCGAGUACCGCUUCUGGACACUCACAUUGGCACGGUACCUUGUCACCGAGGGUUUGGAAGGGAGGCUAAAAGAUCUCUGCACCCAAUUCCUUGGGCCUAUUGGUGGCAACUCACAGUCAUGGGAGCCAUCUGUACUGGGCUUGGACAAACGUGGCCUUCUCCAAGAGGUGUUGCCCUUCCUGGCUUCAAACUUACGGCUUCAACGACUCUUCACAGAGUUCAAAGAACAGUUAGACAUGGCUGCCAAUGAGAGCCUGCUGCCAAAUGGUUGAUCAGCAACCUGCAGAGCUAGACAUCUUACACUCUCACCUGUCAGGCCUAUAGCACAAACUGGAAAAACUCUAGCAGGAACGGGGAGAGCUCUCAUAGUGGAGCUGUGACGUUUGCCCCUGCAGCCUUUCAUUUAGCAGAAUCUUCAACCUUUCGGUGCAGCUGCCUCAUCAUUGCCGGUUUGUUAUGGCUGCUGUGAACAGAAGAGGAAACAAUGGUUUUGUGAUUUCUGAAAUGCACGUGAGGAGUGCUAUCUGAGAAGCCUAUUUUAAUUGUGGUGCACCGGCGACUUCUGUUGGGGUGUUUCUUAGCCAACUGCGCCAGGAUUCGAAUGCAGCGACGACAUCACCUUGCCAUCGCCGGUGUGCCAAGGCCAGUGUGGAAGAACAAGGACUUUGCUCAUGUGAUUUCCAUAGUUUGCAUGGGAAGUUGUGGUCUUAAUUUUUUUACCAGUGCUGCGUCGUAUCGAUCUGCCACUCUCUGAUAUUCGCAGCAUCCAAAUGAUUUAUUAUUUUUCUGUAUAGUGUCAUCGUUCAUCCAAAUUAUGUUUUGCGAUAAGCACUUUCAGAAUGCAGGCAUGGUGGAACUCAGCUGUAACAGAAUCGGUGUGCUUUCCCAGCAGCGUCACUGACAUAAACAUGCAUAGAAGGACUGUGUCGAGCUUUUGCAAAACAGAUAUGUAGUCUUGAAUACUGUGCACGCUAAAGUCAGAGCCUGGUACUGCGACCAAAGCCAAGACGGUCAUUAUUUCUAGCAUGAGCAUGUCAUCGCUGUGGUUAUGCACGAGUACAUCAUGGAUUCAGUUUCUGUUAGGUUGCACAACUGCGUUACUUGCAGCUCCUCAACUUUGUCAAGUGGAGGGCAAUGCCACACCUUGACUGUGCUUCAAUAACACUCCUCAGCGAUUCCUGCACCAUUUUUUCGUAAACAGGCACUGGCAGUAGAGGAGUGUUAUUCAACUGACUCCUCACCUAGAAAUUAAUACUCGGCUGAUUACAUAAAGCAAUUCCUCACUAAAGGGGUUACUGAGGAGCAUUACCAAAGAGAUGUGGCUAUCUCAAGCAACUCAUUAUCCCAAACAGUCAAGGAUUACUACUGAAGCAGAGCGACUAUCUCGAGCAAACUCUUUGGAGGAGUUUGAGGAGCAUUGCUGAAGCAAGUUGCUCGGGAGCAUUACUUAAGUGAUGCGACAAUCUUAAGCAGCUGCUUACCUAAGUAACUGCCAAGAAGCACUACUGAAGCAGAGUGGCUAUCUCAAGCAACUCUUCUUUGAAGGAGUCUCAGGAGCCUUACUGAAGCAAGUUGCUGAGGAGCAUUACUGAAGUGAUGUGACUAUCUUGAGCAACUCUUCUUUGAAAGAUCCUGAGGAGCCUUGCUGAAGUGAUGCGACUAUCUCAAACUUUUUAUCACAGGAAUUGCUGGGAAGCAUUGUUGAAGCAGAAUUAGUUGAGGGAUGGCACAGCCCUUUACGCCUAAGGGAUGGAGUUGAGUCGAGGCAUGUGCGUGGAUGUGAGGGUUAGAUUGCAGCACUGUGUUCCAUCCACUUUUGGUGCCCACAGUACAGUUGCAUGACGUGAGUGCAGGCAUUUCUUUUAAUUUUGUUUUUGCAUGUUACGUCUUAAUGAAUUACUGAACCAGUGUGUUUUAUAGUGUCCCCUUGAAUCUGAAGAAAAGGUCCUCUAUCUACUAUUGUACAUACCAUACGAACACUUGCCGCACAAGCCAUUUCACAGCCCUGACGUCGAUUUCUUCCCACUCACCUACUUUCCCAACGCCAACUAAGACAUUGUUUAUGUCUCCCUGCUGGGUUUAUAUCUUAAGCAGCCAUACAAGAAGCUUCCACCAGAGCAAUGGAAGCAAUGCAUAGUGACUGCCAUUCCUGCCGAGUCAUUGCUGUGCUAUCCCUGUUGAUGUUAGCACUUUGUCCUCGGAUGCCUAUAUUUACCAUUGAAUUUGUGAUGCCGGUACUAUUUUUUAUUUCGAUUCUUGUGGCUUAUUGCUGAUCUUGCUGUUUUUUGGCACUAAGGACAACCAAGAGUUAGCGUUGAAAAGAGUUACGAGGAUGCUUUUUUUAAUAUAAAUAUUUUAUUUACAUUAAAUCAUGCAGGUGCGCUGUAUACAUUUGGAAUUCUUUGGCAGAUUUUAAACCAGAGAAUCGAAGGUGUAUACGAUGAAUGAAAUGAGGGAAGUGGGUUAGAAAUAAUAAGCAAAGUUAUUGAAGGCAUGCCCCCUUUUUUUCCCCUUGUUACGGUUUUCAUAAGUUUAUGUUACUGUUAAAAUGCUUUAUUUUGGUGGCAGUCUGCAAAAGAAAGAAAAAAAAAAAAGCUUUGCAACACAAUGCGCAUGCCCAUGCGUUAAGGCAGUCUGGCGAGACUAGCAAUUGUGUUAACCCUUUGCGGUCCGGUGUCGGGCAGGGCCCGACAACUAGCAAUUGUGUUAACCCUUUGCGGUCCGGUGUCGGGCAGGGCCCGACAACGCAACAUGUCCAUAGCGGUCCGCUGUUGGGCACCGCCCGACAAGGGGGUUUGGGGGUUAAAUUUCGCGGCUUUUCUCACUGCGAUUCGUGCGCAUUCUUUGUAUACACGAUGCGCCAUCUCUUGAGGGAUAAAUAAACUUUGUUGAAGUUUACUUCUCUUAGCGCUAGGGUGCAGCACAAUGUUCAGCACAGCUUCUGGAUACCAGAGCGUUCUCACUUGCGCUACUUGCGCGCGGAACAGCAUGUUCGCCCGCAAUAAACUUGAUGCGCCAUCUCUUGAGGGAUAAGUAAACUUUGUUUGUUGAAGUUUACUUCUGUUUGCACUAGGGUGCAGCACAAUGUUCAGCACGGCUUCUGGAUACCAGAGCGUUGUCACUUGCGCGUGGAACAGCACGUUCGCGCGGCUCGCUGAGAAGCAUGACCACUUUUUCAUCGCGUGCGUUUGACGGUGGCGCAUUUAGGGAAAGCUUCUAGAGGUUUCCAUUUUCAAUAGCUUUAUUUUGAGGCUCACACAGCUGCAGAAUCAUGCUGAGAAAGAACAGCGACACCUGCAGUACCGCCGCAACCUCUUCCAACAGCCGGUGGGUGACGUGAGGGCUAGAGCCAAAAAUCGGGGCCCGUCUGUAUGGAAGGAGUGCGAGGAAAUGCUAGAUGAGAGGAGCCAUUUCGUCUACAAGCUCCCAGGCUGAAAUAGCAAAGACUGUGCUGUUUGUAGUGAUCGAAAAACAAACGGAGGCAGGAGGGAAACUGUUUUUCUGCAAAACCUGCAGUAACAACCCUGGCCUGCACCCAGAAAAAUGCUUCGAGUGGUAUCACACGCUGCUCAAAUAUCGGUAGAGGAGUUGCCUGCAGAAUGCAAAAGAAAAAAAUAAAUAUCCUAUGAGUUUUUCGUCCAGUUUGGGGUUUUCAUCGUGGCACUAUAAACUGGCAAAAUGGUUUCGGACUGGGACAGCUGGAAAGUGGGUAAAAGUUUCGGACCGCAAAGGGUUAACCUAGUAGGUGCUUUGCAUCAAUUAAAAAGUUGACCUAUGUAUAAGUUAGCAUAAGCAUUGUCGUGUAAAACAGAGGUUUAUCUAUUAUUAGUUUUACUAGAGUUAAUGGUUUCGCAUAAUACUGGGACAGAAACGGAAGCACCUGCAACGUCGGUACCAGUAGGCGACACUUUGUUUAGACCAGAACAUGCUGGAACAUUUUAUUGUGCGACAUUUCUCGUUGGUGAAAAGUGUUUAGUAUUAUGAAUUAUGCAUUUUUGCAAACUGUGCCAGCAGGUAAGGAUAUGCAGCCACAGAAUGUCAUAUGGUUGAAGUGUGCUGUAAUUGAAGUCACAUUCGACAUGAAAAUGCCUUAGUGAUCAUGUAUUCAGUGCCUGCUAAUUUUGAAGACAAUUUGUAUAUUUACUUUGUUGUAUUCGGUAAUUCGUUAUAUGCAUCAAAUUGUUAUAUCCGUGUUCAUUAUGUUGGGACUGUAAGGUCCAUGCACUUUGGUUGAGCUCAGUGUAAUGAGUUGUCCCCAGCUGUGCUGUCAUGGCUGUGCCCUGAUAUUACAACUUAAGGGCAAUGCUGAAAUGUAUGUGUGCUGGCUAAAACACUCCAUGUGUGGUACAGGCGCAGCUUGAAGAUUUAUGUGAAGCGCUACCACAUGAUGCCCUGCAAAGUCAGACUGGACCAGUGCCAUUGGGAAAUCUUUCUUACUGAAUCAAUCAAAUCUUUAUUCACAAUUUAUUAAAAACUUUUAAUAAACACAGGACAACAGUUUUUUUAAUGACUUUUCUGGUCUGUAAAACUUUUUAGGCAGUGGAACAUCCAUAAGCAAAGCAACGUGUGGCUGCCUGUCACCUCGGCUCUGUUUUCUGUAUUUAUAGGAUGUAUGUAUAAUCCUGACAGUUUGCAGUUGAGAGCAGUUUGUGAAAGAGCUAUGCACCUGCCAUAAUGUCCUCGUGGCAAAAAUAUUGGAGAAAAGCAGAGCUGUGUGUAGAUGGCAGCGUUUUAUUUCACGGUGAAUUCUGCCUAAAUUGUAUGUGGAGUGUACUCGGCUAUGUUGUUAUUCACUUUUUCUGCAACAAAUUUUCAAAUUUGAGAGCAUUGUCUUCAAAAGGAUGUUAUUCGAGCUGGGCCGAAAUAUUAAAUGCAAAAAGAAUAUGAAACUAGUGUAAAUCUUCGUCUUCGUAGAUGGUCUACCAAGCCAAAGGCUGCAAUGUUUAGCCAUAUUCACAUUCACUUUAAAAAAAAAAAGUUGUGAAGGCUCAUUGGCAGCGUAAGCAGCAACAUGCAGGGCUUCAUAGGAUCAUCAGUUGCAUUAGCGUCGUGAAAUACCUGCAUACUGUAAGCUACACUCUGCUAAAAGGUAGUUCGUUGACUUUUGUGCAUUGUAAGUAGAGCACGCAUGGUAGGAUUGUUGAGACAUAGUAACUAGCUGCCUGGCAUUCAUGUGAAAUGCAAGAGCUUAGAAGCAGAUGGCAUGCAGUGCAUCUUAUAUGCACGCACACAGGUAUACCAUGUGUACACAGUUCAAAUUGAUGUACUUCUUAGGUGUUCAUCAAUUAGCAAUGCACGUCGGACCGUUCAUUGCUGCAAAUUUAAGACACGAUAUGAAGGUACAUUUGCAAGUUAUGGGAGAAGUGUUGCUUUCCUGCCUGGGACGUUUACAGGAGUGGAUGCUCGAGUGUCAGGCUUAAUGUACAAAGCUUGACUAAUACUUCUGCCAUAUUGGCAGGUUGCCUUGGAGGAUGGUUAAAAAUACUGGGCACUUGAGGACUGUACAUGAAGUUGCUUGAAAGAUAUUUUGCAACAAAAUGUUUGAAUUGUGCUUCAUUGUAAUUGGGUGUCACGUGUGUAAUGAAGUCCACUACACUUAAUGAGAUGAUUGAACUAUCUCCAUCACAAGGGUAUCACCUUGCUUCCACAUUGUACUGCUAGUACGUCCACUGUGGCACUGGUAGGUUUUAGGUAUUUCUCAGCAAAAAAGAAAGUAUCACAUGUAGCCUUUAAAUAUCAUAAUUUUAGUUCUGAACAAGUUAAAAUUAAUGGAAUGUUGAUAGCAUCAGUUCUGCAUAUUGAGCCACCCAAACAAUUGCUGAUUGAUGUGAUUAGCAUGGCAGGACAUCAAUAACAUUUUUGCAAGUGAGGACAAAGCAAUGCAAUGCUUAUUGUGCAGAGGCAGUGGUAUUGCUGUGCAAUGGAAGUUGCCUUGCAUAAGUUCAAUAGUGGCAGGGGAGUGUAAAUCGCAACAACCACUGGAGUGUAAUGUUUUGGCCAAGUAAUUGUAUAUGUGCAUGAAGCAACUCAGCUCAGCGACUGCCUGUGUCAUUUUGUAAAUAGAGAAAAAAAAACUUUUUUAAGUCAUUCUAUUUUUUUUUUCACCCUUGGAUGCAUCAUCUGUAUUUAUAGUGGUCAUAUUCACCAGCAUGAGUGUUUCCUCCUGUUUUGUUGUGUUGGUACAUAUUUCGUUUUGAUAUUUUCCCUUUUGCUAUGUAUAUUUCGCGUUUUGGGUAAUAUAGUGUUUUAUGUUCGCUGCCGACCACCCUCUUUUUCAUGUACAACCAUCACUGUUCCCACUGUAAAAAGAAUAAAUUUGUAUGAAACAUCUA